AUGGAUAAGGAUGAAUGCGCUUUGAACAGCAAUCCAUGCAUCCACAAGAAAACCUGCAAAAACGCCCCUGGAGAAGGUUUGAAGUGCUCAUGUCCAAAGGGCCACGAAGGAGAUGGAUUGAGAAAUGGCCAAGGCUGCAGACCCAAAAGAGACAAAAACACAGGGAAUCUUAUUCUUAUAAUUGGAUUGAGUUUGAGCUUAAGUCUAUUGGCAGUGGUUGUGGGAUGCCUAAACAUAUACCCCCAAUUCCGUGAAAGAAAGCUCAUGAAAAUCAGAGAGAACUAUUUUAAGAAAAAUGGUGGCAUGUUAUUGCAAAGGCAGAUUGAUCUGGUCAAUGGCUCAACCGAAAGAGCCACAAUUUUCACUGCCGAGGAGCUCAAGAAAGCCACCGACAACUACGAUGAUGAUAGAAUCAUAGGCAAAGGAGGACAUGGAACGGUGUACAAAGGUAUAUUAUCAAAUGGCAGUGUUGUUGCCAUCAAGAAGGCCAUGGUUUCCAACCAAACCGAGAUUGGCCAAUUCAUCAACGAAGUGGUCGUGCUUUCCCAAAUCAACCAUAGGAAUGUCGUCAAACUACUAGGUUGCUGUCUGGAGACUGAGUUUCCUUUGCUUGUUUAUGAGUUCAUCACCAACGGUACCCUUUGUGAGCAUCUACAUUUAGAAGGUGAGGCAUGUGGUGAUAAACACAAACUUUCAUGGACAACACGUUUGAGAAUUGCAGCAGAGACAGCAGAAUCUCUUGCAUACUUGCAUUCUUCUGUUUCCACACCCAUCAUACAUAGAGAUGUUAAAACAGCAAAUAUACUUCUAGAUGACAACCUCACGGCCAAAGUUUCUGACUUUGGUGCUUCAAAGCUUGUUCCUCUUGAUCAAACUCAGUUAACAACGUUGGUGCAAGGAACCAUGGGUUACCUUGAUCCUGAGUACUUCCAAACAAGCCAACUAACCGAGAAGAGUGAUGUUUACAGCUUUGGUGUUGUUCUUGCAGAACUAUUGACAAGUAAGAAGGCACUUUCGUUCCUUAGGCCUCAGAGUCAUAGGAAUUUGUCCAUGUAUUUUGUUUCUGCAAUGAAUGAGGGUCGGUUGGAUCAAAUAUUGGACAAGGAAAUCGUGAGUGAUGCAAGUGUUGAGUAUGUGAUAGAAGUUGCUAAUCUAGCCAAAAGGUGUCUUAGGUUGCAUGGAGAAGAAAGACCAAGCAUGAAAGAAGUUGCUAUGGAGUUGGAGGGAAUAAGGAUCAUUGAAAAACAUUCACUGGGAGGAGCAAAAGAUGUUGCAUCUCAGGAAGAGACAGAGAGCUUUCUCAGACCACGUUCUCAUUUAAGUAUUGAUCAUGGUGAUGGUACUAUAGCAGUACAAUUUCUAGGUUGCAUAACCAGAUUUUGGAACCACUUGAAGAUGGACGAUGAACAACAAACGCAGAUCGGGAUAAGUUGUAAGAUUUCAGAUUCACUUAGUUGUAACCAUACAGUCAAUCAAAUUAAAGAUUAA
Messenger RNA from Vigna umbellata (rice bean), 1488 nucleotides. RefSeq names its product wall-associated receptor kinase 5-like. Gene Ontology annotation, biological process: cell surface receptor signaling pathway; protein phosphorylation. The record is from RefSeq and is a predicted model, not a curated record. Gene Ontology annotation, molecular function: ATP binding; protein serine/threonine kinase activity. Gene Ontology annotation, cellular component: plasma membrane. Lineage: Eukaryota; Viridiplantae; Streptophyta; Magnoliopsida; Fabales; Fabaceae.